AUGCGUUUCCAGAUUGCUUCCUCGCUGGCCCUGUUGGCCUCCGUUACGGCCGUUGUUGCGGAUGACAUCAUCAACGUCUAUUUGCCCGACACUGAUGAUGUUGGUCUCGCCGGAAAAGUGAUUGGAACUACUGGUGGUAGUCUCACCACUCUUGUUCUGGGCUGUGCUUCCACGACUUCCUCUGCUAGCGCUGCUACUGCCACCUCCGAUGAUGAUGAUGACGACGACAGUAGCUGCGACAUUGAGGACGACACCUACACCCUCACGGUAGGCAGCUCCACCUACGGCAUGGGCUUGUCUUACCGCGGAACUACAUACUCCCAAGGCUGUACUCGCACUGGUACCACCUACUUGAGCUGCACCACCAGCGCCAGCGACUCCGAAGGCCCCAGCUCCUCCUCCGCCAUCUACACCACUCCCCUGACCGCCAUUCCUAUCACCAUCACCGGUUCUGCCUCUGCCUCCGCUACUGGCUCCUCAUCCGGUGCCGCCGCCACUGCCACCGCCUCCGGCACUGGCUCUGCUUCAGGCAAGUCCACUGACUCUUCGUCCGCCAAGUCGACUUCCGGCUCCUCCGAUGCCUCCGGCUCCAGCACCGCUGCUGCUAGUGCUAGCGCCAGCAGCACCGAUAACGGUGCCCUGCCCUUGGCCACUGGCAGCUGGGUUGCCGGAGGUGCCGCCAUGAUGCUGGCCUUGGCCAUGGCUUAA
This is a messenger RNA of Aspergillus aculeatus ATCC 16872, 708 nucleotides long. RefSeq names its product putative GPI anchored glycoprotein. The record is from RefSeq and is a predicted model, not a curated record. Bases 1 to 708 code for a protein of 235 amino acids. The transcript is spliced from 3 exons. NCBI's taxonomy places the organism in Eukaryota, Fungi, Ascomycota, Eurotiomycetes, Eurotiales, Aspergillaceae.